Molecule: messenger RNA, 2741 nt
Organism: Drosophila navojoa
Lineage: Eukaryota; Metazoa; Arthropoda; Insecta; Diptera; Drosophilidae
Biological process (GO): positive regulation of DNA-templated transcription
Cellular component (GO): nuclear body
Source: RefSeq, a predicted model, not a curated record
GGUGGUGCACUUGGCUUAGCUGUGUUCGCUUUGGGGGUUGGGUCAGUGGGUUUGGUAGGCAGCCGAGCUGUUUGUCACCGCGGCACGCUUACCUGCUUUAGGGGUUGUUGUUGCCCGGGAGUUGCGCUGUAGCGUUGCUUUCAUUGCUUUGCCUUUCACUUGCCGACUGUCGGACGUAGCGUAAAGUUCUCUUUUGUUGUUGUUGUUGUCGUUGCAGGACCGUAGGAAAGCACCUCAAAUGGUUUAAUUGCAAACGCAACGUGCUCGUUUAUUGAUUUUUGCAUACAACAUCUACAUAAGUAAUAUUAGAGUUCUUGCCAUGAGCGUUAAGUCGAGUGCACGGAUAAAGAAGCGACGCUCGGCGGAGGCAGCAGCCGCAACGGCAUCCCCAGCCUCUGGCUCCUUUGCGGCCAUCAGCAGUCAGCGCGGCGCCGUCGGCGGCAGCAGCGUCGCCAACAACAACAAUAACAACAACAGCAGUAGCAAUAGCAAUGGGAAUGCCAGCAAUGCCAGCAGUGGAGCCAGCGGCAGCAAUUCGAAUGCCAAUCAGAAUCUCAGCAAGAAGCACAAUUUCGUCGGGCGUAAUCCCAAUUUCGAUACGGACGAGACGAAGCUGCUCAUCCAGCUGUGGGGCGAUCCGAAGCUGCAGCGCACACUGAUAACAACGCACAAGAAGCAUGCGGUCAUCUGCCAGCUGGCGGCCAAGAUGCAGGAAUAUGGCUAUCAUCGGUCGCCGGAGGAGAUCACGACGCGCAUCAAGAAUCUCAAGUGUUUCUACAAUCGCCUAAAGAAGGACAAGGAGUACGGCAUGUCCGGCGACACGGAGCCCAGUUGGAAGCAUUUCGCUGAGAUGGAUGCCAUCAUGACGCGUCCCAUAUUCAGUGUGCGUCCCAACGAGGUGCCGGCGCCGUCUCUUAAAUACCAACUGGAGCAGGCACUGGAGGAGCACGCGGAGCGUCGGAAACGCCGCCAGGAGAACGGUGAGGAGCUGUCGGAGAGUGACAACGAGGAAGACGAUAUUCUGCUCUCCUCGCUGGUGCCCAAUGGCACCAACGGCAGUAAGUCCAAGCCAGAUGAUAACGAAGGCGAUGUCCAAGUGGAGGUGGACGGCGGUGACGUCUCGCCCAAGCGGCGCAAGCUGACCUCUGAGAAGGAUGUGGAGGAUGCCGAGGCAGCUACACUCGAGACUCGCAUUAAGACUGAGCCAGUCAGCCAACCGGAGGCGAGUCCAGCGCCCGAGUUGAGCCCAGCAGCAACCGCAACAGCGAUUCCUGCCGCACCUGCCGCAGGUGCCACAGAUCCCGAGGAGGAUGAUGACUGCAUGCUGUUGCCGCUGCCGAAGGAGGAGCCCAUCGAUGUGGAUGCCGUCGAGGAGCCUGUUCCCGCAUCACCCAAAAUUGCCAGCACCGGCAAUGUAGUGGCGCCCACGCGUCCUGUGAUGCCCACGCUUACAGACAUGCUGCAGCUGCCGAAGAACACGAAUCUGCUGCCGUACAGCGGCGCCAAUGUCAUCAUACCGGCCAACAGCAUCAGCACCAGCGUCUCUCAGCUGACCAGCACAACGGCCAGCAGCAGUGCGUCCAGCGGCAAACUCACUCCGGGCAAGAUCUCGCUGGUGCCCACGAAUUUCCUCAUGCAGCCCAAGCAGGCGUCCAAUGCGACAGCAGCGGGCAAGGCGGUGAGCGCAGCUGCCGGGACACAGCUGCAGCUGCUGCAGAGCGCCAUUAAUCAAGGCGCACGUCUGAUGAUCAGCGGCUCGGCGCCCACGCCUGUGCAGGCGACGCCCAGCUCCGGUCUGGUGACGGGCCCCGGCGGCGUCAAGUUUGUGCUGGUCAAUGCAGAGCAGGCGGCGGCGGCCAAGGCUGUGGCAGCUGUGGGCAAGCCGACGGCGGCCGGGAUUACCACGGCAGUGCAGCAGGUGCAACAGCUGCAGCAAUCACAGCAGCAGCAGCAGCAUCAGCAGCUGCAACAGCAACAACAAAAUCAGCAAUUCGAGAAAAAGGAGGAGAAACGUCGCGCCCAGGAAAUGCUGCGCGAGGAGCAACAGUCCAAGCGGCACAUGACAACCAUGAGGAUCAUGCUGCGCCAGCUGCUUAACGCCCAAAACGAGGCCAACGAGAUCCAGCACAAUCGCCUGUCGCUGGAGCGUGAGCGCCUGGACUGGGAGAAGUCAAUGGGUGAACGUUUGCUCACAAUGCUGCCCACGCUGCUGCAGCCGACGGUGGCAACAGCUGCAGCGGCUGCGGCUGCUGCUGCAGGAGUGCCGCCGCCCGCAGCGACGCAUCAGUCGCCGCAGUUCAUAGUCUCGGGCACGGCAGCAGCGGCGGCGGCGGCGGUAUCGGCGGCGCAGCGCUUACAGCCGCCCAAGCUGCUCUUUACCACCGCCCUGCCGAUGGCCAACGGCACCGUCUCCAUGCCCCACAUACUCAAUCCGAAUAGCGCGCUGGCCAGCUCGCUGCCGAAGGUCAUUGGAGCACCGGUGACUGCGUCUGCGGCAUCGGGCAGCGCAGCGGGAGCAGCUGCCAGCAAUGCAUCAAAGACCGUAGAUAUUUGCACGGAUAUUAAUGAGGUACAGCUCGUCACUCCCAAGCUGGAGAAGGACUGUUAAUUGUCGACAAUUCCUUUACUCUCUUUUUUUUUUGAUUUUAUCGCAGUUACCAAGAGAAUACUCAAAUAAACUUUACACUAAAAUGUUUAUUGCUAUCUAAAUAUAAUGUAUACAUAUUUAAUUAAGAUGAUUU